Molecule: messenger RNA, 1254 nt
Organism: Haemorhous mexicanus (house finch)
Lineage: Eukaryota; Metazoa; Chordata; Aves; Passeriformes; Fringillidae
Product: low affinity immunoglobulin gamma Fc region receptor II-like
Exons: 2
Coding region: 500-1084 (194 amino acids)
Biological process (GO): cell surface receptor signaling pathway
Molecular function (GO): transmembrane signaling receptor activity
Source: RefSeq, a predicted model, not a curated record
GGCACCUUUGGGCUCAGGUAGCUCUGGGGUCAGGUACAAGGGAACUGGGAUGGAGGGACAAAAGGGGACAAGAACGGUGAGGAUGUGGCCAUGGGGAUGGGAUGAUGGGGAUGGGAUCUUGAGCUGGUGGUGGUGACCUGGGCCAGCAUGGGCUGUGUCUGUGGUGUCCUCGUGCCCGGGGUGCCCACAGUGUCCCCAUGUUGUGCCUCAGCCCACGGUGGCCUCAGUGUCCCUGUUCCCAAUGUGUCUGUGCCACAGGGAUGUGGCACACGGGUGGCUGUGACACAGACAUGUCACCCUGCCACGCCAAAUCUUUUGGGGACCACCCAGACACGUUUACCCACAAGAACUGCUCUCCCCAUGGGGACAGUUUUGGGACAGCCCCCACACCCUGUAACUCGUGAGCCGCUGUCCCUGCAGUGCCACCCCCACCCAGCCCUGUCCCUUUUCCCUUCCAGCCCAGACCCUCGGCCUCGCUGGUGAGUCCUCGGGGGAUGCCAUGGCCCCACCCCGCUGUCCCCAGCCCCGCGCUGGCCCUGCCAGGCUGGUGUCCCCUGUCAUCCGCAGGUGCCCAGACCACCCAGCUCCUCCUGGAGCCCCCUGGAGGCCACCGGUGCUGUGGGACCAGGUGACACUGACCUGCCACGGCUCAGGGACCGCUGGUGACACCACCUGGUACAGGGACGGGCAGCGCUGGUGGCAGCAGGGAAUCGACUGCCUCACUGUCACCCUGAGUGGCACCUACACCUGUGACAGGCCCGGCAGUGGGCGCAGUCCCCCCGUGACAGUCUCACACGACGAUCUGGUGCUGCAGGUGCCGGCGCGGGCGCUGCUGGAGGGGGACACGGUGACACUGCGCUGCCGGGCCUGGCAGAACCGCACGGUCACCAGGGUGUCUUUCUAUCAUGAGUGGAAGGAACUGGGGGGACUCCGCGAUGGCACCGAACUGUCCCUGUCCCCUCUGCAGCGGAGCCACAGCGGCAGCUACCACUGCAAGGGCUGGUUGGAACUCUGGGCGUUAGAGAAGUUUUGGGAAUCGGCACCAGUGACAGUGACAGUGCACGGUGAGCACCGCCAUGUCUAGAGCUCCAACCUCCUGACAGCCCCAAAGCCCAUUCCCAGAGGACUCAGAGUCACAGUCCUCACCUCCCCUCUCCUUCCCUGAGCUCUUCUCGCUGCCGGUGCUGGAGGGUCCCACCGAGCCCACCGAGGGGUCCCCCCUGACUCUCAGCUGCCUCAGCACCCCCAGCCCAC